Dendrobium catenatum is the source of this 827-nucleotide messenger RNA. RefSeq lists its product as uncharacterized. Bases 250 to 711 code for a protein of 153 amino acids. The record is from RefSeq and is a predicted model, not a curated record. The transcript has a single exon. Lineage: Eukaryota; Viridiplantae; Streptophyta; Magnoliopsida; Asparagales; Orchidaceae.
CAGCAGCUUCCAACAAACGAUCGAACUCCUUCAAUUGUCACAACCGUCAGUUUUUACACCGGACGGUCCUGAUCUAAAAUAGCUCCUCCCCGCACUACUAAUAGUAACCAUGUAAGUACCCUCGGCGAGCCAAAUCAUCACGGCAAAAGCCAAACGCUUGGUUGAAAGAGAUCGCCGGAAUUUGGGAGGUUUCCGUCGCCGGAACUUCUCCCGGCUCCUCGGAUCCUCUUCUUUUUAUUUAAAUUUCAGAUGUCAAGCCCCAGCAACUUCCUCGCCGCCGCUCCCAACGGCGAUUUCAAGCUUCGCCACUGGCGAUCGCCGGCCUACCUCCGGAUAAAAGAACCCGCCGUUCCGGCCGCAAUCGAUAUCCCGCCGGAGGCGAAUAGCGAACCUGAGUUGAGUAAUUGGAGCCCCAACUCAAACAUCCGAGAAGGGUACACAAGCAUCCGAGACCUGAUAGUCUCCUCCCCGAGAAGCUGCGUCGCCUCCCCGACCUAUAUCGGAUCCGAGAUCCAGAUCCGAAACCCACUCGUGAAGCAAGCGGUCUACACAUAUCUCCAUCUAACUCCUUCCAGCGCCGACUCAGCCUCCUCCUCCACCUGCGAUUUGUCUCUCCGGCGGCUCCUGGUGGCGAUCUCCGCCGCUUUCGGCCGCUGCUUUGGGAUCAUCGCACGGCUGCUCUGCUGUGCAAGCUCCGGCGACUUGCGGUGAUCCGCUUAUUUUCUUUUAGGGAUUUACGUGCAGGCCACAAAAAUUUUAUCUUUUUACAUAUGCAACUUUUAAAUUUUUAUAUUUAUUUAUAUGACAUAUUAAUCUGUUUUGGGUUA